Molecule: messenger RNA, 1671 nt
Organism: Phragmites australis (common reed)
Lineage: Eukaryota; Viridiplantae; Streptophyta; Magnoliopsida; Poales; Poaceae
Product: calreticulin-like
Exons: 14
Coding region: 104-1441 (445 amino acids)
Biological process (GO): protein folding
Cellular component (GO): endoplasmic reticulum; endoplasmic reticulum membrane
Molecular function (GO): calcium ion binding
Source: RefSeq, a predicted model, not a curated record
GCGCUCGCUAUCCACCACCAGGAGGUUUUCGGUCAGGAGAAUCAGCGGAAGGUUCUAGAAGCUUCCGGGUAUAGUGGUGGGUACACGCUCGCCGUCGCAGUUGAUGGCGGUCCUCGAGAGGUCGUCGUCCUCCGCCGCGGCCGCCGUCGCGGCCCUGAUCGCUCUCGCGUCCGUCGCCGCCGUUGCCGGCGAGGUCUUCUUCCAGGAGAAGUUUGACGAUGGGUGGGAGGAUCGGUGGGUCAAGUCUGAAUGGAAGAAGGAAGACAACACGGCCGGCGAGUGGAACCACACGUCCGGCAAAUGGAACGGAGAUGCCGACGACAAAGGCAUCCAGACCUCUGAAGACUACAGGUUUUAUGCCAUCUCGGCGCAGUACACCGAGUUUAGCAACAAGGACAAAACCCUGGUGCUGCAGUUCUCGGUGAAGCACGAGCAGAAGCUCGACUGCGGCGGUGGGUACGUGAAACUGCUCGGUGGUGAUGUCGACCAGAAGAAGUUUGGUGGCGAGACCCCGUACAGCAUCAUGUUCGGGCCGGAUAUCUGUGGGUAUGCCACCAAGAAGGUCCACGCUAUCCUUACGAAGAGCGGCAAGAACCAUUUGAUCAAGAAGGAGGUGCCAUGCGAGACCGAUCAACUGACACAUGUGUACACUCUGAUCAUCCGUCCUGAUGCCACGUACAACAUUCUUAUUGAUAAUACUGAGAAGCAAUCUGGCAGUAUCUAUGAUGAUUGGGAUAUUCUUCCUCCAAAGAAGAUCAAAGACCCUGAAGCCAAGAAGCCAGAAGACUGGGAUGACAAGGAAUACAUUCCUGAUCCUGUGGACAAGAAGCCAGAGGGUUAUGAUGAUAUUCCCAAGGAAAUUCCUGACCCUGAUGCAAAGAAGCCAGAGGAUUGGGAUGAUGAGGAAGAUGGUGAAUGGACAGCCCCAACCAUUCCAAACCCCGAGUACAAAGGACCAUGGAAGCAAAAGAAAAUUAAGAACCCUGACUACAAGGGCAAGUGGAAGGCACCUUUGAUUGACAACCCAGACUACAAGGACGAUCCUUACAUCUAUGCUUUUGACAGUUUAAAGCACAUUGGCAUUGAGCUGUGGCAGGUUAAAUCGGGAACUUUGUUCGACAACAUUCUGAUCACUGAUGACCCUGAGUAUGCCAAGAAGUUUGCAGAGGAGACUUGGGGCAAGCACAAAGAUGCUGAGAAGUCUGCCUUCGACGAGGCUGAGAAAAAGAGGCUUGAGGAGGAAUCUGCAAACACUAAAGACGACGAAGACGACGCAGAUGAGGAUGAGGAUGAUGCCGACGAUGACAAGGCUGAUAAGACCGCUGAGGCCGCCAAGGACUCUGCUGAUGAGAAACCAGAGGACGGCAAGGUCGAUGCUGAUGAGAAACCGGAAGACAGCAAGGAUGCUUCUGCUGAGGAGAAGAAACAUGAUGAGCUCUAGAGGGCGCGGAUGAAGAGGCAGAGGCAGGCUGUUUUUUCUUCUGUUGGUUUCAGUUGGAGCUAGCACUUACAGAGUCAGUUACCAAUCACAUCGCAUUAGAAGAAGGCCAUGCGUUUCGACAUGGUAUGGCAUGUACAACAUUGCCGAAAGAAAAACAUAGUAAUGCAGAUUCGGCCAUUGUAGCGUCCUUUUCCCCUGAUGGGAGGAAUAUCUCGCAUCGGCAUAUGGCA